CGCGGUCGCGACCGCCGCGCGGGCGGGGGACUGUCUAACUCGCGCGUUUCGUCGGGCUAUCGUCUUUCCGUUCGUGCAUGAGUGCGGCGACGCCGACGCUCACCGGCUGCGCGCGAGCGGAGACGACGACGAAAUCGUCGGUUGAGGCGAACGACGACGCCACCGCCGGCGUCGAAGGUUUACGACGCAGGUCCGCGUCGAGCCCGCUCGAACAGGCUCCGUCGACGACGUCGGUGGAUCCGGACGCGAUUUCAGGGGAUGACGAGCGCUUGGACGGCGCGCAGGGGGGAGCGCCUCCGCAGCGCGCGUUCUUGAGCGCGUUAGAAGGUGAAAAAGGGGCGCCAUCGCGAGGGGACCGCGACGACGCCGGGAUGACGGACUGCAACAUCUGCUUCGAGGUCGCGUGCGACCCGGUCGUGACGCAGUGCGGACACCUGUAUUGCUGGUCGUGCAUAUACAAGUGGUUGCAAGUUUUCAACGAGGCGCAGUUGUGCCCGGUGUGCAAGGCGGGGGUGUGCGAGGAGCUGGUUAUCCCGCUGUACGGAAGAGGGACGUCCGGGGAGGACCCUAGGCAUAAGAAACUAGACGUCCCUAUGCGCCCGAGCGGGUUGCGACUCUCCGCGCAGGCGCCUAGGUCGCCUCUGCGCGGCGACUACGCGGGCGGGCCGAACACCACGCCGUUUAUGUUUCGCCUCGAGUCCUUGCUCGGCCUCGGGACGCAGUUCGCGACCGGGGUGAGGUCCACGUGGCGCAGGCAGAUUUUGUCCCCGGAGCAAGAGCAGCAGUCGUUCUUAUCGCGUCUGUUGCUCUUGCUCGGGACGUUCGUGAUCAUGUGUUUGCUCGUGUUUUAAACCCGAGCUCCGUAGUUCUCUAGCCUUUUUACGACCGAGUGACGUCGUGUUC
Molecule: messenger RNA, 903 nt
Organism: Micromonas pusilla CCMP1545
Lineage: Eukaryota; Viridiplantae; Chlorophyta; Mamiellophyceae; Mamiellales; Mamiellaceae
Product: histone ubiquitination protein
Exons: 3
Coding region: 78-851 (257 amino acids)
Biological process (GO): ubiquitin-dependent protein catabolic process
Cellular component (GO): endoplasmic reticulum
Molecular function (GO): ubiquitin protein ligase activity; ubiquitin-like protein conjugating enzyme binding; metal ion binding
Source: RefSeq, a predicted model, not a curated record